AUGAGCGAUAAAUAUUCGGGUAAAACAUUCUUCUUCGCCGACUAUGGAUGUUGUAUUCCGACGGAAUCGUAUGCCUGGAUACUCGUUGCUCUUUUCAUCACAACUAUUCUAGUUCUUCUCAUGUAUAAACGACGAAUGCGUAAGAGAAUUCACGACUUGAAGCGGAAGUUCUUGAUGGACACUAUCAAAGCGCAGGAGUUCGAAACGAAGCUCAACUUUGUAGCACAUAAAAAUAAAGGUAGAAACGAGGAAAUGUCUAAUGAAGUUGGUAAUGAUAAGAUCUCGAUUUAUGUGAAUCCGAAUGAGCAGAAACAGAAUUCUCAGAAGAAUAAGAAGAAGGGAAGUCUCCACAAAGCGGUUGUCAAUCAACCCGGAAAUCCAAUGAACAACGAUGAGACACCGGUUGCGCAGAGCUCAUUGGCCAGCAAAUCUAAAACCAAUGCCAAAAUCAAGAAUGAGAACCAUUGGUUGCACCUUCCAAAGAACCAGAAGCCGAAACAGGUGCCCGAAGAAGCUCCGCCCACUCCAUCCCCGGCUUACAUUCCUCCUGUGGCUCCGGUUGUUACUCAAGUUAAAGCACCACCACCACCACCGCCACCAGCACAAUAUCCACCGAUGGGAACUCGCCCUCCUUUAAUGGUUGCUCAACCUAAGAAAGGGCCUUCGAAUUUUGAUUUCGACUUUGACACUUCUCCGGUCAUAUCAUUGGAUCAAAGUGGUACGCCUCCAUCGAAGAAGAUUCCAUUGGCACCUCCCACAACUACAACCUUGACGUCGACCACUGCGUUGACUUCUGCAUCUAAUUUCACUACAACGCCAUCUACUGAUAAGACCACAACUCCAGAAUCCACGACACCACUGACUAUUGGAACCACCACUCCCAUUACUACUGGAUCUACUGUGACCUCUUCGACUAUUCCGACGUCGUCGAUUCCUCCGAAACCAUCUCCACCGAAGAAUAAGAAUGCGUCGCCUGGUGAUAAUGUGAAACAGAAUUUGAAGUUUGGACAAGAGGAUAUUGUUAGUCCAAUUGUUGGUGCGGAACCUGUUGGAAGGAAAGAUGGAGCCGGUGGAAGCACAGAAUGGAUUGGUUUUUAUGAAAACAAGAAAUCAAGAAACCCUACUCUGAGUACAAUAACCAAGUCGUCAACAAACAACCGUCGCUCUACUACAGGAUCCUGGCUCUUUGAUUCAACUGGCUCCAGCCGUAGUGGAAUAGCUUCUGGAUCGGUUGGAAAAACGACCUCUACAGUCUCGAGUUCUAUUAUUAAAACUGACACUUCUUCAUACAAAACUGCGUCAUCUGUGGAGAAAUUCCCGCAUGGUGCUUAUAGUUUUCAGUAG
Molecule: messenger RNA, 1344 nt
Organism: Caenorhabditis remanei
Lineage: Eukaryota; Metazoa; Nematoda; Chromadorea; Rhabditida; Rhabditidae
Exons: 7
Coding region: 1-1344 (447 amino acids)
Source: RefSeq, a predicted model, not a curated record